Oncorhynchus nerka (sockeye salmon) is the source of this 4737-nucleotide messenger RNA. RefSeq names its product sodium/hydrogen exchanger 1-like. Gene Ontology annotation, molecular function: sodium:proton antiporter activity; potassium:proton antiporter activity. The record is from RefSeq and is a predicted model, not a curated record. Gene Ontology annotation, biological process: potassium ion transmembrane transport; regulation of intracellular pH; sodium ion import across plasma membrane. Bases 776 to 3280 code for a protein of 834 amino acids. The transcript has 12 exons. Lineage: Eukaryota; Metazoa; Chordata; Actinopteri; Salmoniformes; Salmonidae. Gene Ontology annotation, cellular component: plasma membrane.
GGCUCCCUCCUCAUUCUCCUCCCUCCGCGAAAGGCAGUGCGUUUUGAAAGGUUGUAUUUAUCUCGCUAACGUCACUUUACAGGAGUACAUUGGCAGAGUGAUAACAUCAGAAGUCACUGUCGGAGCCACGCAUCCUCAUACUGACUGACUUCAAAUAAGGUCUUGUUCUGUCCGGGACAGGGUACGGCGGCAUACACCCGAUGCAUGGAAUGGAGUUCAUAUAUCUCGGAUCCCCCACAAAUGCAACGUGACAGUUCUAAACGUUUAAUUCAAGGUCAAUAUUGGACUUCGAUCAGCUGUAACCGCGGACAUUAUUGAGGAUAUUUAUCUUCUUGUGGAACCGGAAUUGUAUGAGCAGCAUCUUUUUCCCGGUCGGCGGUGAGCAAUGACAUCUUUCACCGAAGAGGUUAACCUACGCUCCCAGUAUCUAAAACAACAUUUCGGACCAAGUGUUCAAUUAAAAAAUGUGCUAUUUAGGAGAGGAUAUGUAACUAGCUAACUAACAUAGCGCUGUAGCCGUGUCUUGAGCUCUCCAGGUCCGGUGUACUUUCGACGUUUCCUGAUUUCACGAAAGGUGUUAGCCAGCUUGCCACAGUACCUGGAACUGCUGCAUCCAUCUCAAAUAGCUUACUAAAGUUUCCUAACUAGCCAGCCAAUUGUCGAACAUGGAUAUUUUGUGGGUCCUUUGGAAAACCACUUGCUAGUGAGGAAAGUGUGUUCAUUACACGCAUACCCCCCCCCCUAAAUUCUUUAAAUUAAAAAAACGAAUUUCAACAUGUCUGUUCGCGUAGUUUUACACUCACCCAGUGGCUCCAGAAGUUUUCUGGAGCGGGGACUCCUACUUCUGGUGAUGUUGAUCUUUCUGGAGGGUACCGUACUGACGCUUGGAGCUGCCAGCUCACCGGACAUCAGCGCGCAGGACAACACUGGAGGACACGACCACCGAGGGAUAGCAGGCAGCCACGACCAUACUAACUACACAUACACAAAAAAGGCCUUCCCUGUCCUGUCUCUAGAUUACCAUCACAUACAGGUGCCUUUCGAGAUCUCUUUAUGGGUGCUGCUGGCCUCUUUAAUGAAAUUAGGGUUCCACCUGAUCCCGCGGCUGUCCAGCAUCGUGCCCGAGUCCUGUCUGCUCAUUGUGGUGGGCCUCCUGGUCGGUGGCCUCAUCAAGCUGGCGGGCGAAGAGGUACCACCCGUGCUGGACUCCAACCUCUUCUUCCUGUGCCUCCUCCCCCCGAUCAUCCUGGAUGCGGGCUACUUCCUGCCCAUCCGGCCCUUCAUGGAGAACAUCGGCACCAUCCUGAUGUUCGCCGUGGUCGGCACCCUGUGGAACGCCUUCUUCGUAGGGGGUCUCCUCUACGCCGUGUGCCAGAUCGAGGGCACAUACCUGAGCCAGGUGGAGCUGCUGCCCUGCCUGCUGUUCGGGAGCAUCAUCUCAGCCGUGGACCCGGUGGCCGUGCUGGCUGUGUUUGAGGAGAUCCACAUCAACGAGCUGCUGCACAUUCUGGUGUUCGGAGAGUCGCUGCUCAAUGAUGCCGUCACUGUGGUCUUAUACCACCUGUUUGAGGAGUACUCUGGCGCCGGUGAGGUAACACCGAUGGACGUGGUCCUCGGGGUCAUCUGCUUCCUGAUUGUGUCGCUGGGCGGCAUCGCCGUGGGCGCCAUCUACGGUAUCCUGGCGGCCUUCACCUCCCGGUUCACCUCGCACACCCGUGUCAUCGAGCCCCUCUUCAUGUUCGUUUACAGCUACAUGGCUUACCUCUCGGCGGAGAUGUUCCACCUGUCUGGAAUUAUGGCGCUGAUUGCGUGUGGCGCGGUGAUGCGUCCCUACGUGGAGGCCAACAUAUCCCACAAGUCCCACACCACCGUCAAGUACUUCCUGAAGAUGUGGAGCAGCGUGAGCGAGACCCUCAUCUUCAUCUUCCUGGGCGUGGCCACGGUGGCCGGGCCACACGCCUGGAACUGGACCUUUGUCUCCGUCACCGUCAUCCUUUGUCUGGUGUCACGUGUCAUUGGCGUGGUGGGCCUUACCUUUAUCAUCAACAAGUUCCGCAUCGUCAAGCUGACCACCAAGGACCAGUUCAUUGUGGCCUACGGUGGCCUGCGAGGGGCCAUCGCCUUCUCCCUGGGCUACCUGCUAGACAAGGACCUCUUCCCCAUGAGGACCAUGUUCCUCACCGCCAUCAUUACCGAAAUCUUCUUCACCGUGUUUGUACAGGGCAUGACUAUCAAACCCCUGGUGGACCUGUUGGCCGUGAAGAAGAAGCAGGAGGCCAAGCGCUCCAUCAAUGAGGAGAUCCACACCCAGUUCCUGGACCACCUGCUGACUGGCAUUGAGGACAUCUGUGGACACUACGGCCAUCACCACUGGAAAGACAAGCUAAACCGCUUCAACAAGAAGUACAUAAAGAAGUGCCUGAUAGCGGGCGAGCGCUACAAGGAGCCGCAGCUCAUCGCCUUCUACCACAAGAUGGAGUUCAAGCAGGCCAUCGAGCUGGUGGAGAGCGGCGGGGGCGUCAAGCUGCCCUCCGCCGUGCCCUCGCAGGUCUCCAUGCAGAACAUCCAGCCCAAGAAGCUGCCGCCCCCUGUAGCAGAGCGGGCCCUGCCUCAGUUCACCAAGGGCCGUGAGGAGGAGAUCAGGAAGAUCCUCAGAAGUAACCUGCAGAAGACCCGCCAGAGGCUGCGCUCCUACAACAGACACACUCUGGUGGCCGAUCCCUUCGAGGACGGAUGGAACGACUUCCUCCUGAAGAAGCAGAGGUUGAUCGAGCUAGAGAAGAAGAUGACAGAGAUGAGUAACUACCUCACAGUCCCUGGCGCAAUUCCUGACUCCCCCACCAUGUGCAGAGCCAGACUGGCCUCGGACCCCAACGCCUUCUACAACAUCAAGGCGUCUUCAGACGGCGUCCCCACCAUCCAGGUGGACCUGGCCUCCCCCCAGUCCCCGGACUCUGUCAACACGCUGAAUGAGUUCUCCAAGGAGGGUGCCACGGGCCAGGGCCUGGGUCAGAGGGAGGGUGCCACGGGCCAGGGCCUGGGUCAGAGGGAGGGUGCCACGGGCCAGGGCCUGGGUCAGAGGGAGGGUACCACGGGCCUGGGCCUGGGUCAGAGGAAGGGGGCUGACCGGGAUGAGGAUCAAGGCCUGAUGAUGAAGCCGGCCGGGAAAGGGGAGAAGGGAGAGGAAGAGGGGGGCAACAAGAACCCAGGGCUGAUGAGGUGUCUGAGUGACCCGGGACCCAGUAAUGAGGACGAGGAGGAUGAACCAUUCCUUCCCUAAAAAACAACAACUAACUCCUCCCAUUGUGAGGAAUAGGGAGGGGCCUGGUUGUAGCGGCUCCUCCCCAUGAGCGGGGCACUACAGGGGAAAGGUCCACCUCCUCUCACUCCACCACCACCUCAUUUGAGUUUGCUAUCCCAUUGGUUGAGGAACAAAUAAAGCCAAAGCUGUUAAGAAAGGACUUGGGACAUUUAUGAACCAAAAGAGAAAAGGAUACUACAUAGCCAUCUUUUUUCAAUAGUUGUCAUUGCUCUUUUUUCGUUGUUUAAGUGAUAGGAAGGCAGUCACCAUCUUGGGCUUGGUGGGAAUUAUCCUGAGAGACAGGGGAACAUAAUUAUGCGUUACCAAAGGGUUGGACUGGUUUAGUCACAGACGAUGUUCCACAUUUUGUCUUCAUAACGUUUACGAUCGGUCUUCUACUUUCAAGAAAAGUUGGCCUCAUUUUUUUUUGUCAGACAGAGUAAACCCCUUUUCAACUAGGUGCAUUGUAUCACACAAUUAACCUCCUUUAACUGCAUGUUUUUAAUUUCAGGGUUGAUAUGAGGCUGUUGUUUAUGUGGUUGUCUUUUGUCAUCGUUUGUCCUUCAGUUGGUCAGGGUUCUACGUGGUGUACUCGGUGCUGUACACUGGAUGUACUUCACACUGGAUGUAAUGUUUUCACUGUGCUAAACUCGACAGACCACUUUCUUCACCACCUCGCCUAUGGAGACCCUAAGUCUAAGGAAUGUGUCAAUCGCCACACUUGGAAAUGUUGCAUCGCCGUUUAAAGCGUCGCCUCUCUAUUUUAAUCGAACAUACAAAAUCGGCAGCAUCGCUGAGAUGUGUAUGCUGUGCAGUAGAAGAUCAUUUACAUACAAGAAGGAUUGUGAUGCAACACCAAGAGAUUUGUUGAUCUUGAAUGGACUUCACUCCCCUAUAUAAGCCCAUCCCUAAAAUCACACCAAAUACUGUUAUACUCCUGACAGCCAGCCAAAAAAACUGUUUUGAGUUCAAAUAAUUUACAAAGACAAAUUUGUAUGUGCACUGUAGUGGACAUAAAGAAAAAGUUGAUAGUAAAUAUGAAAAAUGUAUAUUACAGUUAAUGGGUACAGUAGGUAAACAUAGUUGUCACAUCCUGAUGUCUACUACAGAGGGCAUUUAUAAACACUCUUAUUUAGCUCGUAUUGAAUUUGGAAAAAAAUGGUUACACUACUCUGAAAACCAUCCACAUUCUUUCUAAGAUAUUUACUAGAAGGAAUUUCAAUUCAAACUCACAAAAAUGACAAUUACACAAAUACAUACACUUACCUUCCUACCACAGCAUAUGCUAAUUGUGUUGGUAGCCAUUUUGAAAAUCCAGGAAGAGAACGUUAUCAAGGCCACACCCCCACUCAUGUGAUAUCAUUGGAUAAACCCAGAAUGUCCUACAACAGGACUUAACACAGUGGCAUGUCAAAGAGAGUGGACAAAAAUGAAUU